UUUGUUAUACACGCAAACAUAUGACCGUUGUUAGUAGCUUGUGUAAUGUUUUUGCCAUUUAAAGAACCAAAUCGUUUUUUUCUUUUCCUUUUGUUUGGUUAAAGUUCUAAAUUGGUCUUUAAUGUGCUUUGUGUGGAUGAAGAUAAAAGCUGUAAUGCGCGUUUGUUAACAAACCGAUUUAAGUAAAUCAAACAAAUAAUAAUUGCCAAAAAUACAUAUAGUUAUCAUUUUAUUUUAUUUUUUGUUAAUCAACCAACUAGUUUGUGUCUAAAAUCUCGAGAGGAUUUGUACUAAAAAAUUUAAUUCCAUUGAAGGGAUGUAAAAUGGAGCAACUUCGAGAGAUAGGAGAGGUAUUAGGAGGCAUAAGAGCCUUAAUGGUGUUCAAGGACAACAUUCAUAUCAACCAGCGUCAAUGCACUCUAUUACUCGACCUCUUCAUCGCCACAUACGACUCAGUUUCCGAAUCCAUGAGACUAAACCUACGUUUCGGAGAGAAGAACACGUCCAAAUGGAAGAUUCUAGAACAGCCCUUGAGGGAGCUUCUAUGUGUGGUACGAGAAGGGGAGGCUUACGUUAGGUUCUCUUUAGAGCCUAAACUAGGCUUUUGGGCUAAAGCUGUUUUCUUACAACACAACAUAGAUUGCAUGGAGCUUCACGUUCAUAACCUUCUCUCUUCUGUACCCAUCAUCAUCGAGGCUAUAGAGAUGGCAAGCGAGCUUUCAGGGUGGGACGAACAAGAGAUGAACAAGAAGAGGCUGGUGCAUUCGAACAAGUACAUGAAGCAAUGGAACGACUCUCAGAUGUUUACAUGGAAGUUCGGGAGAGAGUAUUUGGUGACCGAGGACUUGUGCAGCCGGUACGAGAGUGCUUGGAGAGAGGACAUGUGGCUUCUAACGCAAGAGCUUCAGGAAAAAAGGCGUCCGGGUUCAAGCAAACAAGACAGGAAGAUGGCAGAGUUCCUUUUGAAGAAUCUAGGAGAUGGUAACGAGCUGUUUCCAUCUUCUAUUCUGGUCAGCUCGAAAGAUUACCAAGUGAAGAAGAGAUUAGGUAAUGGGAGUCAGUACAAGGAGAUUACAUGGUUAGGUGAAAGCUUUGCGCUUAGGCAUUUCUUUGGAGACAUCGAUGCUCUGCUUCCUCAGGUCACUUCAUUGCUAUCUCUUUCACACCCAAACAUUGUGUAUUACCUUUGUGGAUUCGCUGAUGAGGAGAAGAAAGAGUGUUUCCUUGUUAUGGAACUAAUGAGUAAAAGCCUUGGGACGCACGUCAAAGAGGUGUGUGGUCCGAGGAGGAAGAACACACUCUCCCUCCCGGUCGCGGUUGAUCUGAUGCUUCAGGUAUCACGUGGUAUGGAAUAUCUUCACUCCAAGGGAGUGUACCACGGAGAGUUGAAUCCAUCUAACAUUCUUGUCAAACCAAGAAGAAGUAACCAAACCGGAGAUGGGCAUUAUCUACACGGCAAGAUUUGUGGCUUUGGUUUGACUUCUGUCAAGGGCUUCUCCUUUAAAAGUGCUUCUUCGAAUGAGAGUUUUCCAUUCAUAUGGUAUUCCCCUGAAGUGCUAGAGGAGCAGGAACAGGGCGGAAGCAGCCUUAAGUACACCGAGAAAUCUGAUGUGUACAGCUUUGGAAUGGUUUGCUUUGAGCUUUUAACAGGUAAAGUACCGUUUGAGGAUAGCCACCUUCAAGGAGAUAAAAUGAGUAGAAACAUUAGGGCUGGGGAGAGACCGCUUUUCCCGUUUCAUUCACCUAAAUUCAUAACAAACCUGACCAAAAGAUGCUGGCAUGCUGAUCCGAACCAGCGUCCAUCUUUCUCGUCCAUAAGCAGAGUUCUGCGGUACAUCAAACGGUUUUUAGCUUUGAACCCGGAAUGUCAACAAGACACGCUUGUCUCUCCUCCUGUGGAUUACUGUGAGAUAGAGACUAAGCUGUUGAAAAAGCUCUCAUGGGAAAAAACAACAGAGUUAGUUCAAGUUUCACAGGUUCCUUUUCAGAUGUUUGCAUAUAGGGUGGUGGAACAGGCAAAGACUUGUAAGAAAAACAAUCUCCGAGAGGCUUCAGAAUCGGGUAGUGAAUGGGCAUCGUGUAGUGAAGAUGAAGGUGGGGGUGGAUCAGACGAGCAGGUGUCAUCUGAGAAGGAAAGGAGGCUUUCAUGCUCAAAUGAGGUGGGUAUGAGGAAGAAGAAGCCUGUUUCAAAAAGAGCUUCUGGCCUGAAACCAAUUCAAAAACCAGGUUUGAGCAGUAGUCAAUAUAUAUAGAUAGAGAGGCUACACUCCAUACAUAUAUUUGAAAUUCGUUACAUAAUUUUUUUUUGUGUUUCAGGAACAAGUAGAGGACGAUCAAGGCAUCCCCCACUGAGCCCAUGUGGGCAAAGUAUGAGAACGCACUCUGAGAGUCAACUGAUAGUGAUGAGUCCAAAGAUACGGCGAUCAAGCUCCGGUCAUGUCUCUGACUCUGAGCUUUCCUAGUCUUCCUUGUGCACAACACACACAAGAAAAAACAUAUUCAUUAGCUUAUAUAGUUCAACAUCCUGUAUAAGAGCACUAAGACUUGUUGUGACACACACACAGUCCAGUAAAUAUAAAUGCUUUAAAACAACAAUCCUUUAUCUGAAGUUCCUACAAAUAGGUCAGUAACUUAUUGGAUACUAUCUCCAGGGAAGUGUCUGUCUGAUAUUCAAAAAUCAAACUCCUAAAACGUAUUUGACCACUUCAUAACGUCACAAAUGCAAUUUCGCAAU
Messenger RNA from Brassica napus (rape), 2734 nucleotides. Its product is annotated as tyrosine-protein kinase Srms. The record is from RefSeq and is a predicted model, not a curated record. The transcript has a single exon. Lineage: Eukaryota; Viridiplantae; Streptophyta; Magnoliopsida; Brassicales; Brassicaceae. Gene Ontology annotation, biological process: protein phosphorylation; signal transduction. Bases 324 to 2252 code for a protein of 642 amino acids. Gene Ontology annotation, molecular function: protein kinase activity; ATP binding. Gene Ontology annotation, cellular component: cytoplasm.